Molecule: messenger RNA, 1218 nt
Organism: Aspergillus bombycis
Lineage: Eukaryota; Fungi; Ascomycota; Eurotiomycetes; Eurotiales; Aspergillaceae
Product: Zn(II)2Cys6 transcription factor domain-containing protein
Exons: 3
Coding region: 1-1218 (405 amino acids)
Biological process (GO): regulation of transcription by RNA polymerase II
Molecular function (GO): DNA-binding transcription activator activity, RNA polymerase II-specific; zinc ion binding
Source: RefSeq, a predicted model, not a curated record
AUGGCUGUGAAAACUGCGAACCAGAAGGACGUCGCAUUGCCGAGACUCAGGCUUCGCAAAGCACACCGGAAAUCUCGGAAUGGCUGUCGCAACUGCAAACUACGCCGGGUAAAGUGUGACGAGGUCCAGCCCGCCUGUCGGCGAUGUAGUGCCUAUGGCGUCUUAUGCAACUAUGGCUCCGACGCCCCCGAUCUACAAAUGGCCCGCGAGAUGGAAGAUCCGGCGGUGAUCAGCGCCGAUGCUACGACCACGCUAGAAUUGACCCGAGAAGGCAGAGACCAUCUGAUCUCGUUCGAGAAAUCUGGGACCCUUUUAACGAUUGCCACCGUCCACCACAAGGAGCUGUUGCAGUUAGCGUGCCUAAAUCCCUAUCUCAUGCAUGUAGUCUUGGCCAUUGCCGCUACGCAUAACCGGCUCCGGGGCACACCGACUCCAAGAGGCCCCAGCACAUUCGAGAGUUACCACGUCUCCCAGUGCGCGGCCCUGCUGAGUCGCAAAUUAUCACAACCUCUACAACCAGAGGACCGCGACCCACUCUGGAUGACGUCCACUUUACUAGGCAUAAUCUCCACAUCGAGCAUCCCCUCUCUAACACCUCAGGAAGUCUGGCCGCUGAAGUCGUCCUACACGUCCGACCUGGAAUGGCUGCGUAUGGCCGAGGGCAAAAUGGCGGUCUGGAGGCUCGCAGAUCCCCUACGUCCGAAUGGUCUCUUCCGCGACAUGGCCGAUGAAUACGCACAGAUGUAUGACAGCCCUUUGUGCACGGAGAUUGAUCGAGUUCCGUUGGCCCUGGCGCGGAUUUGCGGUAUAACCCCGUCCUCAUCCCCAAACACCAAUCCGUACUUUACCGCUGUGCAUACCCUUGCCCCAGUGCUUGGUGAGUAUCCUGGUCAACCGUCAAGGGCACGUAUUCUGUCAUUUACGAGCCGAAUGGACCGUCCGUUCAAGUCAUUGUUGCAUGCAAGGGACCCAGUCGCAUUACUGCUUUUGUCUCUGUGGUACAUCAAAGCUGGGGAUGUGGUAUGGUGGCUCCGGCUUCGCGCCAGAGUCGAAUACCAGUCGAUAUGUAUCUAUCUUCGACGGUAUCACGCGGAUAGGUGGGAUAUCUUAGACCUGUUGUCCUGCGGCGUGAAGCAGAGUGCAGCACUGCAUGACAUCCUUUCCCCGUCUCAGCCCAGAUCUUCAUGUUCCUUUCCUAGUAUAUCCACUCCCGUCUAG